CCUGUAUCCACUUGCUACCACUCUCCUCUGCUUUGUCUUGACUGUCCUUUAGCCUGGCUUCUACCUCGCGAUCAUGACUCAUAUCACACACCGUUCAUAACAGGCUAGCUCUCAUAGCGCUCCGGUGAUGGACAGCCUGGCUGCUGACCUGCGGGAAGCCGCCUCGGACCUGCUCGAUGUUCCCGCAAACAGACAGGCGAGGACGCCUAAGAGGCAAACUCAGGUAAAUGACAGACCUCAGCGGCUCUCUCCUACAGUCUCUGAGGCUACCGGACUGCCUUCUGCCAAAGAGUCUUCCAAGCUAGUGCUACUCGAUGCCAAUGGAGAGGAGUACAAAGAUCGCCGGGAGGGAAGCCGGGCGGUCAUUCCUGGCAUUGAGGAUAGCCCCCAACUCGAAGAGGCGAGGGCAGAGGUGAGCCAAGAAGUUGACAGUGGACCACCGUGGAUGACAUCUUCCUCAGAUGGUCCUUCAGCUUCAGAGCGCUUUGCCUCCUUGCACUCAAGCACACCGCCGUUGCGACCUUCAUCAGCAGGCGGAAGCCGAGAGGCGCUUCGGUCCCGCUCAAGAACCUCUGCUUCGGCCACCAAGAGUCAAUCGAACCUUUUCCAACGGGCGACUGCCUCAACUCCCGGCGUUGGCAAUUCGCGCUUGGACGUUUGGCUCAACGAAAAGGGCGAGAGAGUCGUCAACGGAAAGGUCGUCGGUAGGCUGACUCUAGCUGGCACUAAGACUGGCCGCUCGCGAUGGGAGGGGGACUCGGGCAGUCAGGGUCUAGAUCUCUCUCUUUCUGAAAGGGGUUCUUUGGAUGUGCCAUCUUGGGACAGCAACCGAGGCGGAGAGUCGCUCGAAGAGCCCAGCAUUAGCACACCCCGUGGCCAUACCAUCGAUCUUCCUAUCUCGGACUUCGACCACUCCCGCCAUGGCAGUCACACCAAGAGCAUCACCCCCGAAUUCUUUAUGCAGAGCUUUCCAAAUCUGUCGCCAGGUCAAACGGAGCCAGCAAAACCCGUGAUGAUCAUCGAUCGUAGCCGAGCAGACAUGCCUACCUUCAGCAGCUCCGGUAGUGAUGUCGUUGACAGCUUCCACGAUGCCAACGAGGAUGCCCAGAGCGACCUUGCCUCAUUACCAGGAUCUUUGGAGGAUAGUCCAGCCUCACUACAAAGGGUGGCUCAGAUAUCGCCUGCUGAUACAUCAAUGCUACGUAUGCCCGGAAUGUCUUUGGGCUACCGGCGAAUGGGCGAUCUUCGCAGUAACCUAGCACUCCUGCAUCAAAACAAGAGCGCGGCGCCGCUAGAGCAUGCUGGAGAAGACAUGAGCGGCCCAGGCACCGACGGGUCUGGUCAACAGGUCCCCGAGGAUGGGCGAAUCCUAUCGCCGCCUACGGCAGAGUCUCCUAGUGUGGCUACAGAGCCAGGGCCGCUGACAUUCGAUGCUACGACGCAAGGUAUAGCCUGGGAGCCCUGGGAGAGGACAGCUGGUCCGCUGUCCCCCAGCAGGACGAGGACCUCAGCUUCUCUGACCGGAGAUAGACCACUGUUGGAGCGAGCCGCGUCGCUCUUCUCGACUCAGCUGGUCACGCCCCCGGCUGAGCGAGAAGAAGGUGGAACAAGUCCAGAACCAAGCCGGUAUCCCUUCGCUAGUCUGGACGAACCAUCGCCCUGGGCAGAAGCACAUCGCAAUGAUUCUCCCCAGGCACUGGUAUCCUCCACAACGGCCGCGGAAGAUCCGCAGAGCGGAGACGAUGGUGAUGCGGCUUCCCUCUACUCACUACCAGCCUCAAGCAUCACGGGAUCUAAUUCAGAUGCAGCCUCCCGUCGCCCCUCUCUCCGGCGACGUACCUCUUCCAACGCCUCUGUCCUUUCCACGCACGACUCAUCAGCCUCACCUUCCUCCUCACCUCGCAGACCAAGACGUCCCCGCUCCAUGUCCAGCGAGACCUUCACACGGGACGUCGUAGUUCGCGCCUGGACCGAAGUGGGCUCCCGCACGCGUGGAUACGUCACCUUCGAGGUGGUCCUCCUGACUGCGCAGAGCGGACUGACCAUCAGGGCGCAUCGUCGAUACAGCUCUUUUGUCGCCUUGCGUCGCCAGCUCGCAGUCGAGGCGCCGGCAUUUGCAGAACAGCUGCCGGCGCUACCUCCAAAGGAUCUGAUUCACAAGUUUUCGCCAAAGCAUUUGGAGGUUAGGAGAAAGGCACUCAGCACGUGGUUGCAGCUGGUACUGCUGGACCCGCGAUGGGGUGGGAGGAAGGCUGCGAGGGAGUGGCUUGUGGGAGCGGAAUGAGGGUAGCGGAAGCAGGCAAGCAAAAGGAGGAGAAAGGAACACACACAAAGGGGAUGUACUAUAGGACGCCGAGGGUUUGGAGCGGAUGCCGAUUGGACGACACUCCGUGCUCUGUCUCUAGAAGAACGGGCCUGAAUCGAACGAUUUCUUGCACGAU
Microstroma glucosiphilum is the source of this 2441-nucleotide messenger RNA. RefSeq lists its product as hypothetical. Gene Ontology annotation, molecular function: phosphatidylinositol-3-phosphate binding. The transcript has a single exon. Bases 128 to 2284 code for a protein of 718 amino acids. Lineage: Eukaryota; Fungi; Basidiomycota; Exobasidiomycetes; Microstromatales; Microstromataceae. The record is from RefSeq and is a predicted model, not a curated record.